This is a messenger RNA of Hipposideros armiger (great roundleaf bat), 2770 nucleotides long. It is a transcript of the gene ARHGEF38, whose product is annotated as Rho guanine nucleotide exchange factor 38. The record is from RefSeq and is a predicted model, not a curated record. Gene Ontology annotation, cellular component: cytoplasm. The transcript is spliced from 15 exons. The coding region runs from base 28 to 2361 and encodes 777 amino acids. Gene Ontology annotation, molecular function: guanyl-nucleotide exchange factor activity; protein binding. Lineage: Eukaryota; Metazoa; Chordata; Mammalia; Chiroptera; Hipposideridae.
CUCCGUAGAGGUGGCAGUCACAGCCAGAUGGAGCCCAAAGAAGCCACUGGGAAAGAAAACAUGGGCACCAAGAAAAAGAACCUGACUUUCUUGCGGCCCAGGCUCUAUAUGCUGGAGAGAAGGAAGACUGACACUGUAGUUGACAGCAGUGUUUCUGGGGACCACUCGGGUACCUUGAGGAGGAGCCAGUCUGACAGGACCGAAUACAAUCAGAAACUACAAGAAAAGAUGACUCCACAAGCCGGGUGUUCUGCAUCUGAGACCCUAACUCAGGAGGAGGAGCAUCAGAUGGGGAGAAUGAUGGCAAAGCGUUCAAAAAUCAUCAAGGAGUUGAUACAGACGGAAAAGGACUAUCUCAAUGACCUAGAGCUGUGCAUUAAGGAAGUGGUUCAGCCCUUGAGAAGUAAACAGAUUGACCGGCUGGAUGUGGAUAGCUUGUUUAGCAAUAUUGAAUCCGUGCAUCAGAUAUCAGCCAAGCUGCUGUCGUUGUUGGAAGAGGCCACAACAGACGUGGAACCAGCCAUGCAAGUAAUCGGAGAAGUAUUCUUGCAGAUUAAAGGGCCUCUGGAGGAUAUUUAUAAAAUCUACUGCUAUCACCACGAUGAAGCGCACAGUGUACUGGAGUCCUAUGAAAAGGAGGAAGAGCUGAAGCAACAUUUGAGCCUCUGCAUCCAGUCCUUAAAGAAAAUAUACGUGCAAGAAAGCAAACCAAACUUACUAGACAUGGGCUCCUUGAUGAUCAAACCAAUUCAGCGUGUGAUGAAAUAUCCUCUAUUACUGUGCGAGCUUCGUAAUUCUACCCCUCCCUCUCACCCAGACUUCAGAGCCCUGGAGGAAGCCUUUGCUGCAGUGAAACACAUUAACGUAAACAUAAAUGAAUUUAAAAGACGGAAAGAUUUAGUUCUAAAAUACAAGAAGAAUGAUGAGGAUGAAUCACUUAAAGAUAAAUUGUCUAAACUAAAUAUUCAUUCAAUUAGCAAGAAAUCAAAAAGAGUGACAAAUCAUCUUAAGAUUCUGACCAGAGGAGAAUCACAGGUGAAAGACAACACCUUUAACAGAGAAGAAAAACUGUUUAGAUCUUUAGAAAAGACUGUGAGGCAUUGUGUGAAGAACAUUUCAUUCUGUCUUCAACACAUACAGGAUGCCAUGCCCUUAACUCUGCAGAGUGUAAUGGAGCUCCAGGAGAUUUCCUGCAACCAAGAGGAGGAGAGGGGCUGCUCGGAGGCCUCAAGCAAUGCCCCACAUCCUUAUGAUGACUUUGCAGCUCAUUUACAGAAGCUCGUCCUGAUGCCCCUGUCAGCCCUGCUGUCCCUGUUCCCAGGGCCUCAGAAGCUCAUCCAGAAACGCUAUGACAAACUGCUGGACUACAACAGCUACCUGCAGCGGGCAGCGGGCGAUGAGUCGGACUUGGCCAGAAAGGAAUAUGAAGCCCUCAAUGCCCAGCUUGUGGAAGAGCUCCAGGCGUUCAACCAGGCCGCGCGAAAGGUCCUUUGCAACUGUCUGUGUAGUUUCAUCACCCUCCUCAGGGACCUGAUGCUGGUGGCACAGCAGCUGUAUUCCACAGUGGUGCCGGUGCCACUGUUGGUUUCAAACAUCUCUGAAAUUCAGAAUCAAGUACUAGAAGAGGUUCAAAAUCUGAAUUUUGUAAAGAAUAACAGUGCCACCUUUAUUGAGAGGAAACUUAGUUUUGAAAAGAAGAAGCAUGUGCAAAUUCUGCCAGAAGUACCACGUCAAACUGAUACCCACCGUGCCAAACUUCUAUCUACUUACAGUACAGAGGAACUCUACCAAGCGAAGCGCAAGUGCAAUGCUACCCAAGAAUAUGACAUCAAUCUUCUGGAAGGGGAGUUGGUGGCUGUGAUGGAACAGAAGGAUCCACUGGGGAGUACGAGCAGGUGGCUUGUUGACACCGGAAUUAUAAAAGGAUAUGUGUAUUCUUCCUUCCUAAAACCCUACAAUCCAGCAAAAGUACAGAAGGUGGAUGCUGAGAACAGGCUCUAUGAUGACGAUUUUGAUAACAUCAGCCUCUUUGUGUCUUCACGGCCAGCUAGCGAUAAUGUCACAGGCACCCUGGAAGGUAGUAUAAGUGAUAGCAGCUCAUCUCUUAGUGGCACAUGUGGAAAGUUUGAAACAAAUGGCACUGUUGUUGACAGUUUUCAAGAGGUAGAUGAACAGAUUUACUAUGCUGUUCAUGCCUUUCAAGCCCGAAGUGACCAUGAACUCAGCCUUCAGGAAUACCAAAGAGUCCAUAUACUUAGAUUUUGCGACCUAAGUGGCAAUAAAGAGUGGUGGUUAGCUGAAGCUCAAGGGCAAAAAGGAUAUGUGCCAGCUAACUACCUUGGGAAGAUGACUUAUGCUUAAGAAAAUAAGGCUUUUGACAUUUAUUUUCUGGCAAGUUGUUGAUUGACUACCUCAUAAAACUGACAUUACAAUGUCAGCCUAGAAAUCAAGAAACCUCCAAACUACAUGAAUUGAUACUGUAUCAGGUUUUAAGGAACACGGUGCUUCCUAACACGAUUAUUUCAAAAUGUACUGUGGAAAAUACAUGUUGAAGGAAACAGUAAACAGAGACAGCAAAACAAACAGCCCAAGCUCCAGUGAUCAACUACUUACAAGUGGAGAGAUUUUGAGAGUGUGUGUUCUUUACCAUCAUGAAAGGCUGGAUCUAAGGACAGGUUUUUUCCAAUUUACUGUAUUUUAUUUUUCUGUAUGAUGUAUUUUGCCUCAAAAAGGUUUGUUGUUUUCCAUGUCCCCCUCUUGCAUAUGCAUG